AUGUGUAUGCAAUUGGUAAUUGUAUAUGGGCGCCCCCUGGCUUUAAUCAAUGAUCCACCGUUUCAAGCCAUUUUGCACUUAGCAGCAUCUUCCAGUCCUAGAUCAAAAGAAAUCAAUAUAAAAUCGAUUAAAACAAUGAUUCCUACAGUUGCUUAUGAUAUUAAAUUAAAAAUUGCUGCUGAAGUUCGAAAUAAACUUAUAUGCAUCAAAGUGGACUCGGCAACUUGUCAAGAUCGCCGAUUUUUAGGCAUUAACAUUCAAUAUAUACAAAACCAUCAAAUUUUCGUGAGAAAUCUUUCAGUUUCAGAAAUUAAUGAAAGACAGACUGGUGAUUUUUUAAAAGAAAAAGUGUUAGAAGUUUUAAAUGAUUUCUUAAUUUCCAAAGAACAAAUUUAUGUGUGUGACACAGAUAAUGGAUCCAACAUGAAAAAGAUGACUAAAUUGAUAGAAGGAAAUUAUUGUUCUGAGGAUUUAAUUACAUCAAUGGAUACUACUGACGAUACUUUACAGUCAAAUAUUAUUAUUGAAAAUGAGUCUGACGAUGAGGAAAGUUUUGAUAAUGAGAAUGAGAUAUAUGAGCAAUCAGCAGAUAACGAUGACUUGGGACACGUGCUGUUUGAUGAAUUACGAAGAAUUCUUAGGCUGUCUCUAGACACAGAUAUUAUUUCAUACUGGAGCAACAAAUCUACCACUCAUUUAGAUAUUACUCUUGUCGCUCUUACAGUUUUAGCAUCUCCAGCUACACAGGUAUCAGGUGAAAGAUUAUUUUCAUCACUUAAGUUCAUUCUAAGCCCUUUGAGAAGUAACUUAAGUUCUAUCUUAGUGCAAAAUAUUUUGUUUAUUAGAUGGUACAAAGAUUUAAUAUAAUAUUCUUUGGUUCUUUUGAAAUCUAAAUAUAGAUUAGCUGUAUUAUAUUAUAUAUGUAUCAGUUUUAUGAUUGUUUCGAUGUGUGUACAACCGACAAUACUAUCUAUUUUAGGUCUGAAUUUGACUAAAUCGGCGUACGGCAUUAUGAUUGUCUUGAAGAGAUUGUUAUGACU
Amyelois transitella is the source of this 1040-nucleotide messenger RNA. RefSeq lists its product as uncharacterized. The record is from RefSeq and is a predicted model, not a curated record. The coding region runs from base 1 to 867 and encodes 288 amino acids. Gene Ontology annotation, molecular function: protein dimerization activity. The transcript has 2 exons. NCBI's taxonomy places the organism in Eukaryota, Metazoa, Arthropoda, Insecta, Lepidoptera, Pyralidae.